Girardinichthys multiradiatus is the source of this 2399-nucleotide messenger RNA. RefSeq names its product negative regulator of ubiquitin-like proteins 1 (gene nub1). The transcript has 15 exons. Gene Ontology annotation, biological process: regulation of ubiquitin-dependent protein catabolic process. Lineage: Eukaryota; Metazoa; Chordata; Actinopteri; Cyprinodontiformes; Goodeidae. Bases 164 to 1954 code for a protein of 596 amino acids. Gene Ontology annotation, molecular function: protein binding. The record is from RefSeq and is a predicted model, not a curated record.
GUUUCUUAAACCCGCUCAGAGUGAGACCUCUCGUAGUGAGUUUCUCUCUGCAGGAGGUUCUUCAUGAAAACAUCAGAGUCUCGGAGCUUCAGACUUGGAGAUAUUUCAACUAUUUUUGCUCCUCUGCUCUCUGUCAGUGGCUCCUCUUUAACACCAAGACACCAUGACGGAGCAGAACACACAGGCGAAGCUGAAGAACCUGCUGAAGCAGGAGAAGAUCCAGCUCUGGAACCCUCCGUAUACCCAGGAGGACAACCAGCCAGGAGACCAACACAUCCAGGAGCUGGCGCAGCGUUACGCCCCGUUCCUUAAUCUGUCUGUGGCAGAGGUAGGGGGCGCUCUGGAGUCAAUCCGGGCUCAGGCGGUGAAGAGGGGAAAAGGAAACAGGACCUUCAGAGAGACGAGCGUGGCAACGCUGGAGCUGCUGCUGCCCAGAGAUGCCAAGAAGGAUUCAAAGAGGAAGAACUACAUGGAGACGCGGCUGGACAUGCCGGUGCAGCAGCUGGUGGACAGGAUCACUGAGGAGUUCAGCCUGAAACACGUCAAACUGAUCCUGAACGGGAGAACUCUGAGCGUGGACAAGCAUCUGGAUGAGCAGGGAGUGAAGAACCACAGUAAGGUGAUGGUCUUGAAGGUCAGCGACGCCGAGCAGAUCAACAAGGAGGAAGAGGAGAAGAAGAACCAGAAUGAGAGCAUCCAGAGGACCCAGAAAGGUUUCCAGAUCCUGUCUGAGAGAGACGGCAGCGAGGAUCCAGACACCACGCCGUUCCUGGAGAUCGCAGACCAGAAAGGAAACCCUCUGAAGAUCCCUCACAAGGAGAAGAAGGCUCUGAUCCUGGCCAUGGGUUUCCAUGAGAAAGGCCGCUCGCUGAUGAAGAGGAAGCAGUACGAUAACGCCCUGUGCCACCUGCUGCAGGCCGACCAGCAGUUCAGCGAGUGUGGCUCGGCUCUGCUCAGCUCCGUGGAUAACUACGCCGUCCUGCAGCUGGACAUCGUGUGGUGCUACUGGGCCCAGGAGGCCCUAUCCUGUCUGGAAGACGGCCGCAGCCGCCUGCAGAGAGCCGAGGAGUGCUUCCUGAAGUGUUAUGGAGAACAGCAGCAGAGGCUGCUCAUGAUCAAGGGUAACACGGGCAGAGAGGAGGUUCUGUUCCUGCGUCUGUACCUCCUGCAGAGCCUCCUCUCCUACGUUGAAGGAAACGACUGCCAGGCCCGAGUUCUGCUUUCUAAAGUGGAGAAUCUCUACGGACGUCUAUGUCCGGACUCGGAGAAGAUGGCUCAGCUCAUGGCUCUGGGAUUCACUGAAAGAGAAGCCCGGCUGGGACUCCGGGCCUGUGGAGGAGACCUGCAGGAGGCCGCCAUCCACAUCAGCAACCGUCGUCAGGAGCGUGAGGAGGUGAAGCAGAGGGAGAGACAGAAGAGGACAGCCAGGAUGGAGGCUAUCUCCAGCCUGAUGGAGCUGGGGUUCUCUAGGAGGGAUGUAGCCAGAGCUCUGCACCAUGCUGAGGGGAACGUGGACAAAGCUUACUCUAUCCUGCUAGACUCAUCUCAGGCUGCUCAGACCACCUUAGAGGACAGCGUCAGUCCAGAGAAGGUGGAGCAGCUUCUAUAUUUGGGGUUUGAGAGAGAAUCUGCUGAAGCAGCUCUCAGACUGACAGGAGACGAUGUCCAGUCAGCGACUCAACUGCUGUUGGACAACCAGGGGGUUCUGUCCCCGGAUCUGAUGUCCCCGCCCUCUACCUCCUCCCCCUCACCUUCUUCUGAGGAUGCUAGCACCUCCUCCACCUCUCCAGAGGACAGCGAGCUGGUUAACGAGGUCUUGGAGGACAUUUCUCGUCAUGAGGAGGACUAUUUGGACUUGUCUCUGGAGGAGGAGAGUGAGGUCAUCUCCACCCUGAAGACCUACCUGAACAGAGAGCCUACACACACACCCUGUGAGCCUUUAACCGAUGGAUGAUCUGCUCUAAUCUGUGCCUGGACCUUCAGAGCUACGACCUGAACACAGAAGGUCCAGGUGUUCAUCACAGCUAUUCUUGAGGUUGAGGUAGAAUGUUUCCAGUGAGGAGCCAGGAACCUUCAAGCAUCCCAGCACCUCCUCAGAUCAUCCAGAUUUGUAAAUGUUCAGAAUGAAGCUUAGCAGAAAUGUUAAACCAGGAUUAUUUCAUCUGGUCAGGCUGGUUGAACCGGGUCUCUUUAGUUCAUGAUGAUUUUUGUUUCUGCUGCAGAAUCAUUGAUGUUUGAUCAAACAGACUCAUGUUGCUGAAGAUCUGGCCUCAGUUUAAAUAAUGUUCUAACGAAGGGAUAGAACGUUUUGUUUGACUUUAUUUUAAAAUGUUCCUGUUUUGUUUUGCCUGGUUCUGAUGAAGUGAUAAUAAAAAGUUCUGUCAGUUUGCCUAAAAACA